AGGCUACUUUCAUCUGUUUUACACGUGUCCACGAUGAAUUCGAAAGUAGAUGAACAGAGGGAUUAUCGGACUGUGUAUUCGUUAUUGUUAGUGUGCAAUACCGUGAGAGCUAAGCGCGAGGAGAAAAUGGACAACACAUCUGAAUGUGAGAAUGUUGAUAAAGGAUUUACGCACAUUUUUUUGCCCACUAUUUACCUCCUUGUGUGCGUAAUUGGAAUUGUUGCAAACGUCUGCGGACUGAAACUGGUGUUUAAUCGAUGGAGGACACUUGGAGACAUAAAAUAUUUCAUUUUGAAUCUUGGUAUUGCCGAUUUAUUGUAUGUCUCUACGCUUCCGUUCCUCGUCGGUUAUUACGCAGCUGACAGCGCUUGGAUGUUUGGAACUGUGUUUUGCAAGAUAACACGAUUUUGCUUCCAUCUAAAUCUCUAUGGCAGCAUCGGGUUUUUAACCUGCAUUUGUGUUUACAGGUAUCUUGGUAUUGUCUAUCCUAUGAAAAGUAAAGGUAUUGUGAACACACGGCUCUCUGUGGCCAUAAGUGCACUUGUUUGGACUUUGGUGGUCAUUCAAAUUCUCCCAGAUAUGUUCUUUGAAAAAACAGAGUUCAAUUCCACACCAUCCUGUUUUGAUACAACUGGUAAAACCCUUAUCAAGGAUUACCUGCCGUACAGCAUCGGAUGGACUAUAACGGGAUUUGUCAUUCCUCUACUUGUCAUAAUUGUCUGCUACGGGCACGUUGCAUUCGUCCUCAUGACCAAGGCGAAUAUCAACACUCUGCUGAAGCAAAGGAGUCUUAAAUUGGUCAUAUUUUUGACUGUGUUGUUUUCUGUGUGUUUCCUUCCAUAUCACAUUUUAAGGAAUCUUAAUUUGUCUACAAGGAUUUUGAAAAUGGAUGGAAUCUGCUACAAAACUUUUGACGAUAUUUAUAUAGCCUAUCAAGUCAGCCGAGGACUCGCUUGCUUGAACAGCGCCAUCAAUCCUCUCAUCUACCUUGUCGGGAACGACGAUUUUCUUAUGCGUUUUCACAGCUUAAGUAAAAGAACUCGAAGGUCAUUGGCGCAACUGGGCAAUGCUGUAAUUUACCGCAAACCAAGGGAGAUGGAUUCGACGGUAAAUACAGAGGCAGAGCCCAAUACUGUUACUUUAUUGUCUCCUUGAACUAUCAGGACUUUCUUAUGUUUGAACAGCAGUUGAUGUUAUAGAUUAUUCAUUCAUAUAUUAAAUGAGCCUUUUAGGAAUGCACGGAUUUCUGGAAUAUCAUGGAAUUUUAAGAAGUCUAUUCCAGACAUGAAGAGAAUUUACUUGCCAAAAUACAUUAAUACAAAUAUAUUUCCACAUAGAAUUGGUGUAUAUCUACACUGCGGGUGUCCCGCAGGCGGGACAAUUGCAGUACCCCCACCUCCCCCCAAUAUUCUAAAUCACCAUAUUGCUAUGUAGCAUAGUAAUAUUAUACACCAUUUAAAAGCUUGGGAAUCCAUAUAUGACAACAUUUUUUCAUGUACAAUCUGUAUAGUGCUUUACAUUGUCAGAUUAAUCUUACUAUGUCUCAAUUAAAUUUGAUCAA
Molecule: messenger RNA, 1561 nt
Organism: Alosa sapidissima (American shad)
Lineage: Eukaryota; Metazoa; Chordata; Actinopteri; Clupeiformes; Clupeidae
Product: P2Y purinoceptor 1-like
Exons: 1
Coding region: 34-1155 (373 amino acids)
Biological process (GO): G protein-coupled receptor signaling pathway
Cellular component (GO): membrane
Molecular function (GO): neuropeptide receptor activity
Source: RefSeq, a predicted model, not a curated record